AUGCCCAACCUGAAACAGAUUCCCCGAGAAAUUUUCGAUCUUAUAGUGGAAGGGCUCAGCCCUAAUUCGACCAAGAAUAUCGCAGAUGCCCUUCUAUUCAGUGAAAAGCAAGAAAACAUACUUUGGAGAGUGAUAUUCAAGAACGAUAAAUGGAUCGACGAAGCGUUCAAACUAGGGGCCUGCCCCGCGCUUAUUGGCCCAAAGUUAGAUUUGAUUGGGAUGCCCAACUACAAAGGCUCCCAUCGCCAUCACAUUCUUCUAUCGACAAACGAUUAUUCGGGUGACCUUCAAUACUCUCAGAAACUUUUAUUUGAGUCUCUUAGAGAAGGGUAUCAUUACGAUGAAACCAAGUUUAAAGUCACCCUUCCGGAAACCAACUUUAUAAGCCCUGAUAAGCGGAAGAUGAAGAUCCCAGAAAUUGUACUUCAUGUGAAAGAUGCUAUCAAGCCCUGGGAAACUAUCCGCCUCUCGAGGAGAGCCAUUCGAAGAUUAUUUGAAAAGAUCGUCGUACGAACACAGUACUCUUUUGCGAGGCAAAAGAAAGUCUGCAGUCUACAAAGUCCAUACAUUUAUGGAAUGGGAGGAAGCAUUUCCAAGCCAGAGGCACUUCUUCCGAUAUGUGGCAUGCAUCCCGUUUGCUGCGGGAAAGAAUGGGUGACCAUUUUGGUUGCACCCAAAUGCCCCCCCGUGAGUCCAAUUCACAGUGACGGGAAGAGAGGUCGCAUCGUCGGCUGGGAACCCAGAUUUUAG
Penicillium subrubescens is the source of this 750-nucleotide messenger RNA. RefSeq lists its product as uncharacterized. The transcript has a single exon. The record is from RefSeq and is a predicted model, not a curated record. NCBI's taxonomy places the organism in Eukaryota, Fungi, Ascomycota, Eurotiomycetes, Eurotiales, Aspergillaceae. Bases 1 to 750 code for a protein of 249 amino acids.